UUCUAGCGGACUGCAUACACUGGCCGUUAUAUAGAUUCUGGUGUAUUGAUAUUUAUACACCAGUUUUUUAUAUAUAUUUUUUUUACCUUUACAAGAAUACCGUUUGCAGUCAAUGUUCCUUUUCUAUGACGAAAUAUACUUGAUUUUUGGUUCAACAGUUGCUUUGUGAACUAUAGUUUAAGGAAUAUUUCGUACGUAAUUUAAAAGGAAAAGAAACUUAAUGCGGUUUUAUAUUCUAGUCUCAUUUUGACAAUCAAAAGAUCGAUAAUGGAAAAAUAAUGACGCACUCUAGCGGCAGAUUGGGAGAAUCAUAUCUACCAACUCAUAGCGUGUUAAACAAGUUAACAUAGGUAAGGAAGUGCCAGCAUCAUUCAUCAGUUUUAUCAUGUUUGUAGUGAGUUUUAUUAAAAAAUUAAAAUAGUUCUAAUAACCUAAUUGGUCUUGUACGAGUUGUUUUAAAUUUAAAGUUUACUUGAGAAACUCGAAUAUGGAAGAGAAUAUCCAAGAGCAAAAAAGUAUAGUUUCACCACUUCAAUAAAUCAUCGAAACAGAAACCUAAACAGAGAAUAAUAUUUCAUUAUUGAAAACUGUCUCCAUAUUUAGUUGUUAGCUAACCCUAGUGGUGGUCAAUAACGUUUGAUGGACAGUCACAUCACGUGUAAGAAGCCAUGCGGGAGUAUAAGCUUGUAGUCCUUGGUGCUGGUGGAGUAGGGAAGACAUCGCUGGUAGUCCAAUACCUAGAAGGUUUCUACUCAUCUACUUACAAACCUACAGUGGAGGAUUACUACCGACAUACCAUGCAAAUGCCUGAUGGGAUUUUUCACACAGUAGAAAUACUGGACACUUCCGGAUCUCACCACUUUCCCGCCAUGAGAGAACUCAGCAUUCGAUCGGGCCGAGGAUUCGUGCUUGUCUUUAGCGUAAACGAUCUUCAGUCUUUCCACGAAGCACUCCAUCUAUGGGAUCUUAUCUCAAAAUCCCGAGGUCCUGAAGUCCCUGUGAUUCUCGUUGGAAACAAGUCAGACCUGACUGCUGAGCGGAAGGUGCAGAAAGAGAAAGCACAGCAGACUGCGAAAGAUGUAAUGAACAACUGUCGGUAUAUUGAAACUAGCGCCAAGUACAACCUGAAUGUCUCGGACCUUUUUCAAGAAUUAUUGCUACAGGCUAAGGCGAAGGAACAACCCCCCAACCCUGACCCAUCAGACCGUCGAUACUCAAGACGUCUGAGUCGACGUCUUAGUUCUCUGGGUUCUUUGCCCGGGCUCAGUCUCAGACGCAGGUCCAGCGCUUCGAGAAUUUCGACCAAUGGCGACUCAAAGAGGCAAACCCAGAAAUGUAUUUUGUUGUAAAAUAAAGAAUACAAGCUGAAAAUUUAAAGAGAAUUAAAAUAUAUCCGCAAGAUUAAGAACUCAUAACUUCGACGAGUAUCGUCUAAAUUCAAGGGAAGAGUAAAAGGAAGUUCUAAUUACGUUUCUCGUGAAAUUUACACGAGGUUAUGAUUACACACGGGUUAAAGAAUAAGUAACGUGUUUUUGUUUUUUUUAAUUUAAUAGAAUCGUAUUAUUCGAAAGCGUGUGAGAAAGUAUCGUGAA
Molecule: messenger RNA, 1592 nt
Organism: Limulus polyphemus (Atlantic horseshoe crab)
Lineage: Eukaryota; Metazoa; Arthropoda; Merostomata; Xiphosura; Limulidae
Product: ras-related protein Rap-1b-like
Exons: 3
Coding region: 669-1349 (226 amino acids)
Biological process (GO): signal transduction
Cellular component (GO): plasma membrane
Molecular function (GO): GTP binding; GDP binding; GTPase activity
Source: RefSeq, a predicted model, not a curated record